Molecule: messenger RNA, 1533 nt
Organism: Schizophyllum commune H4-8
Lineage: Eukaryota; Fungi; Basidiomycota; Agaricomycetes; Agaricales; Schizophyllaceae
Product: bifunctional 6-phosphofructo-2-kinase/fructose-2,6-bisphosphate 2-phosphatase
Exons: 8
Coding region: 1-1533 (510 amino acids)
Biological process (GO): fructose metabolic process; fructose 2,6-bisphosphate metabolic process
Cellular component (GO): cytosol
Molecular function (GO): fructose-2,6-bisphosphate 2-phosphatase activity; 6-phosphofructo-2-kinase activity; ATP binding
Source: RefSeq, a predicted model, not a curated record
AUGCGCGCUAGGUUGAAGCGAUUCGAUCAUGAGUCGGCGGAGUCGGCGAGGCCGAGCAGGAUGGCUUCAACGAUACCGACCCCUCCGGCGGCGGUGAAGGGGAUUGGGAGUAAGAUCGGCAAGCCGGACUAUUCAGAGUCGAAGAUCGUGGUGGCGAUGGUCGGCUUGCCAGCUCGCGGGAAGUCCUAUCUCAGUCGGAAGUUGAUGAUCUACCUCAAAUGGCUAGAGUACGAUGUGAAGAUCUUCAACGUGGGGCAGCUUCGGCGCACCCGAGCGAGGGAAAAGGCCCGCAUGCUCGGAAUCAAGGAAGACCACACCGCUUCCUACUUCAGCCACGACAACCCCCAGGCGACGAUGCUGCGCGAGGCCCUCGCCUCCGACUCUCUCGAGAUGCUCAUCCAAUUCCUCAAGGACGGUGGCAACGUCGGCAUCCACGACGCCACGAACAGCACCGCGAGUCGCCGCGCGAAGAUCGAGCAGCGCGUGCGGCAGGAGAAGGGCUUCCAGGUGCUCUUUCUCGAGUCCUUCUGCGACGACCCCGCGAUCAUCGCCGCGAACGUCGCGCUCAAGGUGCAGUCCGGGGACCCCGACUACGCGUCGUACGACCCCGAGGCGGCGAAGGCGGACUUCCUCCGGCGCAUCAGCGAGUAUGAGAAGGUGUACGAGACGAUCACGGAGCCGCACCUCUCGUACAUCCGCAUCAAAAAUGUGGGCGACGAGGCGACGCUCAGCCGCAUGAAUGGCUACCUCUCCUCGCGCAUCGCGUUCUACCUGAUGAAUCUGCACCUGAAGCCGCGGAGCGUGUUCUUCUCGAGGCACGGGGAGAGCGUGUAUAAUGUGGAGGGGAAGAUUGGUGGGGAUAGCCCGCUGAGCGAGCGGGGUAUGAAGUAUGCAUCGGCGCUCCCUGAGCUCAUUCGCAAGAACAUUGGGGACCAGCCGCUCACAGUGUGGACGUCAACGCUGCGGCGGACAAUCCAAACAGCGCAGAACCUGCCGUACCCGAAAUUGACAUGGAAGUCCUUGGACGAGCUCGAUGCAGGCGUGUGUGAUGGGAUGACCUAUGAAGAAAUCGAGGUCGCAUAUCCAGAUGACUUUGCCAACCGAGACGAGGACAAGUUCAACUACCGGUAUCGUGGCGGCGAGUCGUACCGUGAUGUCGUCGUUCGGCUAGAACCCGUCAUCAUGGAACUCGAGCGGCAAGACAAUAUCUUGAUCAUCGGUCACCAAGCGAUUCUGCGGUGCUUAUACGCCUACUAUCACAACCUACCACAGGAGGACCUGCCGUACAUCAAGAUCCCCUUGCAUACAGUCAUCAAGCUUACACCAAAAGCCUAUGGAUGUGAGGAGGAACGCUACGCCCUCCCCAUCGAAGCUGUCGACACCCAUCGCCCGAAGCCGAAGACGGCACACUCGAGCUUGAAUCCGUCGAUGGUGUCGAGUCCAUUGCGCAACCCACCUGCAAGGCAAUAUUUCACAGACCCGGAGGAUGGGACGCAGAAGCCAAUCAACGAUACGUCGACGCCGAAGGCUUAG